AUGAACGACGAAGACAAGGUCCACGACAUCUCCAAGAAGAUCGAGCGCGAAAAGGCUUUGAUCAAUGCUGCGCAGGCCAUGCGCCAGCAGACAAACAAUGAGCAGGUCCGCUCCAAGCUCGACACCCAGAUGCGCGAAGGGAGGAGGAAUCUCGAGUUCUUCGAGGAGAAGCUGCGCGAACUGCAGAUGAGGAGACUCGGCCAUGGCGUCGACAACAUGUCGCUCGGUGCCAGCCCAAUGUCCGGCUCCCACCGACAGUCCGUCGACGACUUCGAGGGCUACGGCGCCCCCUCUCCUCCUCCCAAGGAGGACGUACGCGGCCACAGCUCUCACCAGAGUCAGGGCAGCGGUCCUCUGAUGCCCACCUCUGCUCCUUAUCCCGGUGGUCCUCCUGACUCUACUGUUCCACGGGCGCGUCCUAAUUACACGAGGCUCGAUCUAAUCAAGUUCGAUACCCCACAUCUUGGACCUCGCAUCCAGCUGAUGUUGUCCCAAAUUCAGUUCAAGCUCAACGUGGAAGAACAGUACCUAAAGGGCAUUGAGAAGAUGGUACAGCUCUAUCAGAUGGAAGGUGAUAAGAAGAGCAAGCUUGACGCUGCCGCCAAGCGUGUCGAAAGUAAACAAAAGAUUGUCCUCUUGAAGCAGGCACUCAAGAGAUAUGAAGAGUUGCACAUCGACAUCGAUGUUGAUGGUCCAGAUGACGACAGCAUCAACCUGCCAGCCCUUAGGAAACCCCUGAGCGGUACUCUUUCUAUUCGCAUUCUGGCUGUAAAGGAUGUCGACCAUGCGCCCCUCGGUCGUUUCGCUCGCUCCCCCGAAACAUUCAUCGCUGUUAAGGCCGAAGAUAUAGUUGUCGCGCGCACAAAGCCUUCGCGAAACGACAAGUGGGAAGCCGAAUUCCACACUUUCCCGGUCGAUAAGACGAACGAAAUCGAGUUUACGGUUUAUGAUAAGCCCGCCGAGCAUCCCGUGCCUAUCGCCAUGCUCUGGGUCCGAAUUUCGGACAUCGUCGAGGAACUUCGCCGAAAGAAGAUCGAAGCCGAAAUGACGUCCGCAGGUUGGGUUUCGGCAGACCGCGUUGGCUCCAGAGCUCCUCCGCCGCAAUUCCCAAUGGGCGCCCAGAGUCCUCAGUUUGCGGCACCGCCAACAUCCCCUGGAUCACAGGAGCAAAACACCAUGAUCCCACCCCAGGCGCCUCCGCCAUCCCAAGUUGUUUCACAGCCUGUAGACGGUUGGUUCAACCUGGAGCCUUAUGGCCAGAUCCACCUCAGUUUCAACUUCAUCAAGGGGGCUCGUCCUCAGGGCAUGGACAGGCUGGGUCGCAAGGGUGCCGUCCGCCAGCGCAAGGAGGAAGUCCACGAGAUGUAUGGACACAAGUUUGUCCAGAAGCAGUUCUACAACAUUAUGCGCUGUGCGCUAUGCGGCGAUUUCCUCAAGUACUCCGCUGGUAUGCAGUGCGAGGAUUGCAAGUACACUUGCCACACCAAGUGCUACACCAGCGUUGUUACCAAGUGCAUCAGCAAGAGUAAUGCCGAGACUGAUCCUGACGAGGAAAAGAUCAAUCACCGUAUCCCUCAUCGCUUUAUUCCUUUCUCCAACCUUACCGCCAACUGGUGCUGCCAUUGCGGUUACAUGCUACCAAUUGGAUCCAAGAAGAACUCGAGGAAAUGCUCAGAAUGUGCUCUUACAGCCCACGCGCAAUGCGUGCAUCUUGUUCCUGACUUCUGUGGCAUGUCUAUGGCUGUCGCCAACCAGAUCUUGGAGGGUAUGCGAACGCAGAAGAAGACUCAUAAGGAUAAGGCGUCCUCGAUGAGUGAGCGUACCCUUAGGCCGGGAAGCAAAACUUCCAUCUCGUCCGGGUCGAUCGCUCAGGCAUCAACGUAUAGCGGUUCGACUGCUUAUACGUCAAUCGCUUCGCCUGAGGCAACCGAGGCUGCCAAACUCAUGUACAGCCAGACAACGCCCAGGCCAGUCGGCCCCGACAGGACCUCUACCAGCUCAACAACCGCCUCGGCGGCUGCGGCUGCGGCUAUGGCACCAAAGCAUAGCUCUCAGCCUUCGCAAGCCGGUUCGAUACCCGACUUUGGUGGUUCCCCCGGCUAUGGACGACCGGAUUCUCGGGACGACGAGUACUCCGCCCAGCAGCAGCAGGGAUAUGGCUCGCCGCAGCAACGGAAGUAUAACCCGGCGGACUAUGCUAAUAUCGACGCCUACUCAAGCCCACCUCAGGCUCGUCCCCAACAGCAACAGCAGCAGCAACAACAGACACCUCAGCAGGUCUCACCAAUGUAUCAGCAGAAUCCUCAGACGCCUAUUAGCAAGCCUCAGCCUGUGACGCCAUCCUAUGAUAACCAGGUGGUACCGUCCGCCUCCGGAGUUCCAGUUCCGACUAAGAAGCCGCUACCAUCGGCCACUGACCCCGGCACGGGUAUGAGAAUCGGCCUUGACCAUUUCAACUUCCUCGCUGUGCUUGGUAAGGGUAACUUCGGCAAGGUCAUGCUUGCGGAGACCAAGAAGAGCCGGAAGUUGUAUGCCAUUAAGGUGUUGAAGAAGGAGUUUAUCAUCGAGAAUGACGAAGUGGAAAGCAUCAGGUCGGAGAAGCGCGUCUUCCUGAUUGCCAACCGCGAGCGUCACCCCUUCCUGACAAACCUCCAUGCCUGCUUCCAGACUGAGACAAGGGUCUACUUCGUCAUGGAGUAUAUCAGCGGUGGUGAUUUGAUGUUGCACAUUCAGCGUGGAAUGUUUGGCACCAAGCGUGCUCAAUUCUAUGCCGCUGAGGUCUGCUUGGCACUCAAGUAUUUCCACGAGAACGGCGUCAUCUAUCGUGAUCUGAAGCUCGACAACAUUCUCUUGACUCUUGACGGACACAUCAAGAUUGCCGACUACGGUCUGUGCAAGGAGGACAUGUGGUACGGUUCGACCACGAGCACCUUCUGCGGUACUCCCGAAUUUAUGGCGCCCGAGAUUCUCCUGGACAAGAAGUACGGCAGGGCGGUUGACUGGUGGGCAUUUGGCGUUCUGAUCUAUCAGAUGCUUCUCCAGCAGUCCCCAUUCCGUGGUGAAGACGAGGACGAAAUCUACGAUGCCAUUCUGGCCGACGAGCCGCUUUACCCUAUUCACAUGCCCAGAGACAGCGUGUCGAUUCUGCAGAAGCUCCUCACGCGCGAGCCUGACCAGCGUCUGGGUAGCGGCCCAACCGACGCCCAGGAGAUCAUGUCGCAGCCCUUCUUCAGGAACAUCAACUGGGACGACAUCUACCACAAACGGGUGCAGCCGCCCUUCCUGCCCCAGAUCAAGAGCGCGACGGAUACGAGCAACUUCGAUAGCGAGUUUACUAGUGUCACUCCGGUGCUCACACCCGUUCAGUCAGUCCUCUCUCAAGCCAUGCAAGAAGAGUUCAGAGGCUUCUCGUACACGGCCGACUUUGAGUAA
Neurospora tetrasperma FGSC 2508 is the source of this 3432-nucleotide messenger RNA. RefSeq lists its product as uncharacterized. The transcript is spliced from 6 exons. Gene Ontology annotation, biological process: signal transduction; protein phosphorylation; fungal-type cell wall biogenesis. The record is from RefSeq and is a predicted model, not a curated record. Gene Ontology annotation, molecular function: ATP binding; diacylglycerol-dependent serine/threonine kinase activity. Bases 1 to 3432 code for a protein of 1143 amino acids. Lineage: Eukaryota; Fungi; Ascomycota; Sordariomycetes; Sordariales; Sordariaceae.